This is a messenger RNA of Cebus imitator (Panamanian white-faced capuchin), 1448 nucleotides long. It is a transcript of the gene RXFP4, whose product is annotated as relaxin family peptide/INSL5 receptor 4. Gene Ontology annotation, biological process: immune response; G protein-coupled receptor signaling pathway. Bases 81 to 1103 code for a protein of 340 amino acids. The record is from RefSeq and is a predicted model, not a curated record. Gene Ontology annotation, cellular component: membrane. The transcript has a single exon. Gene Ontology annotation, molecular function: G protein-coupled receptor activity. Lineage: Eukaryota; Metazoa; Chordata; Mammalia; Primates; Cebidae.
GAGCCUGCAGUGGCCUCUGCCAGUCUGGCAGGCACUUGCAGAUCUCUCUGCUCAGCACCACCAAUCUCUGAUGCCCUGCGAUGCCCACACUCAAUACUUCUGCCUCUCCACCCACGUUCUUCUGGGCCAAUGCCUCCGGAGGCAGUGUGCCAAGUGCUGAUGAUGCUGCGAUGCCUGUCGAAUUCCUAGUCCUGAGGGUCACGGUUGCCCUGGCCUAUGGGCUUGUGGGGGCCAUUGGCUUGCUGGGAAAUUUGGCGGUGCUGUGGGUACUGAGUAACUGUGCCCGGCGAGCCCCUGGCCCACCUUCAGACACCUUCGUCUUCAAUCUGGCUCUGGCGGACCUGGGACUGGCACUCACUCUCCCCUUCUGGGCAGCCGAGUCGGCACUGGAUUUUCACUGGCCCUUUGGAGGUGCCCUCUGCAAGAUGGUUCUGACGGCCACUGUCCUCAACGUCUAUGCCAGCAUCUUCCUCAUCAUGGUACUGAGUGUUGCUCGCUACUGGGUGGUGGCCAUGGCUGCGGGGCCAGGUACCCACCUCUCACUCUUCUGGGCCCGAAUAGCCACCCUGGCAGUGUGGGUGGCAGCUGCCCUGGUGACGGUGCCCACAGCUGUUUUUGGGGUGGAGGGUGAGGUAUGGGGUGUGCGUCUUUGCCUGCUGCGCUUCCCCAGCAGGUACUGGCUGGGGGCCUACCAGCUACAGAGGGUGGUGCUGGCUUUCAUGGUGCCCUUGGGCGUCAUCACCACCAGCUACCUGCUGCUUCUGGCCUUCCUGCGGCGACGGCAACGGCGGCGGCAGGACAGCAGGGUCGUGGCCCGCUCUGUCCGCAUCCUGAUGGCUUCCUUUUUCCUCUGCUUGUUUCCCAACCAUGUGGUCACUCUCUGGGGUGUCCUGGUGAAGUUUGACCUGGUGCCAUGGAACAGCACUUUCUAUACUAUCCAUACAUAUGUCUUCCCUGUCACUACAUGCUUGGCUCACAGCAACAGCUGCCUCAACCCUGUGCUGUACUGUCUCCUGAGGCGGGAGUCCCGGCAGGCUCUGGCAGACACCUUCAGGGAUCUGCGAUCCAGGCUGUGGCCCCAGGGUGGAGGCUGGGUGCAAUAAGUAGCCUUAAAGCGGGCAGGCAGGCGGUGGGUCUUGAGCAACCCCCUGGAGUGCGGCCCUUCUACCCUGCUCACCAACCUGGACAGAUGGACACCGAGUGAAGGGCGCAAGCUGAAUACACUCCUCUUUCUGAGAUCCACCAAGUGUAGGAUACUUGAGUCCUGGGGAGAAGCUGCUCCCUCUGCCAGGCUGCAGCGCCCUCAGAGAAAAGGCUCAUCUUUGAUCCCCAGUUCUGCGUGUGGUGAAUGGGGGAAGCGGGGGCCCAGAUCAGAGCUGGGUGUGACAAAGCUUAAGUCUUUAUUAGGAGAUGGAAAAGAGGAGGAUCUGAGAAUAAACCUCUGGAUU